Wasmannia auropunctata (little fire ant) is the source of this 3081-nucleotide messenger RNA. Its product is annotated as nuclear pore complex protein Nup93-like. The coding region runs from base 244 to 2727 and encodes 827 amino acids. Gene Ontology annotation, cellular component: nuclear pore. Gene Ontology annotation, molecular function: structural constituent of nuclear pore. Gene Ontology annotation, biological process: poly(A)+ mRNA export from nucleus; protein import into nucleus. The record is from RefSeq and is a predicted model, not a curated record. The transcript is spliced from 7 exons. NCBI's taxonomy places the organism in Eukaryota, Metazoa, Arthropoda, Insecta, Hymenoptera, Formicidae.
UCAUAUUUUUUACUUUUUCUCUCUCAGAACGCAUUUUGUAAAUAUUUUUGAUUUUGUUACGAAUUAGUACAUACAUACAGUCCCGAGACAUUUUUUAGAGAUUUCUAAAAAUACAUUCUCGUUCGCGUCUUGUAUCCCAUACUUCGUGGUUCAUGACGGUUCUUUCAGUUCUUUGCCGCGUAAUUUUAUGAAAGUUCCCCGUCGGCGUCGCGCCGAUAAUUGUUAGGUUAGGUGGUUAGGAUCAUGGGCGAGACCGGCCACGCGGAUAUGCUGCCCGCCGACACGACCCGACUGACCGCCGAUUCCGGCUUCAGCGAAUUGCUGAGGUCGGCGGAGCAGCUGUCCGCUGCCGUCGAGGGAAACGAGGAUCUGCCGCAGGUCGAGAGAAAUCUGCGGCAGAUACUGGAGGCGUCCAACGAGCUGUGGUCCCGCGUCACGCAAACGAGCACGCAGGACAACGAGGCGCAAGCUCAUGUCUUACUAGGCUCCCGAGGAGUAGAUCUGUCUCAGAUCUCGCAGAAGUUAAAUUCGCUCAGUGCUAGACGCACGUUCGAGCCUUUAGAUCCUAUCGCGGACACCGACAUUGUCAGUUACCUUAGAAACGAGAAGGAGAAUGCGAUUCUUUCCAUUAUCGAACAGGUCCACAAGGAUACAUUCGAGCUUACGAGGGCUCAACAAAUGGAACAUAUGCUGGGCGAAUGGAAGCAAAUGCGCUUUGAGAUAAUAAACGCCAUGACCGCGCCGUCUGGCGAACUGGUGGAUUUACGCGGUGCUCCGCAGCGUACAAAACUAGCCGGUUCGAUGGUCAGCGGUCUCUCCAGCAUAGAAGUCGCCUAUGUGAAGGAAUUGCAGACCUAUAACGAUCACGUCCUGAGGGGGGUAACACGGCCCAGCCUGUUUAACGCGUUCUGCAAAGCCUCCGAAUCCUUUAACGACAAGAAGAUCGUGGAUCUAUGGCAAAUGGUGAAGUGUAUGGUCGAUAUCCCACCGACGCCCAGAGGAGAUCAAAUUAAAUCGAGAAGCAGCUCUGCGAUCGAACAGAGAAUCGUCCUGCAGGCCAGAAAGUAUCUGGAAAAUCGCUACAGAGAUUUCAUGAACUCCAUAAUCAACGAGAAUCUGGUGCAGGCGAAACGUGGCGGGGUGCCAGGCACUGUACCCCUGGUCAAGAGCUUCGUGGGUGUCAAGGUACAAAAUCUGAGGGAUUUGGAGGACACCAUGAUGGAGGACAAGCCGUUGUGGCCUUUAGUGUAUUACUGUAUGCGAUCCGGGGACUACAAGGCCGCGUUGCAGUGCCUGAAUCAAUGCGGCACAGAAUUCCCGGAAUUCAAAACCGCACUCGAGGAAGCUUGCGACGAUCCGCAACAUCAUCCGGGCAGUCGCGCCGAGUCCAUCCUGAAGCUGCACUACAGGAAGCAAGUGCGAUCCGUCACCGAUCCGUACAAGAGAGCGGCGUAUUGUGCGUUGGUCCCUUGUGAGCUGGACGAUUUGCACUCCGAAGUGAUAUCCACGGCCGACGAUUAUCUGUGGCUGAAGCUGUGCCAAGUGAGAGAUCAGGCGGACGUUGAGAAUAAACUAACAUUGGAUUAUCUGCAGACUACAAUUUCGGAAAUAUACGGAGAAACUUAUUAUCACGCGCACGAACAGCCGUUUUUGUACUUCUCGAUGCUGUUUCUGACCGGACAGUUUGAAGCGGCGAUAGAAUUCUUAGCCACGGGCGCUGGAGCGAGGCACUUACCGCACGCUGUCCAUCUGGCAGCCGCUAUGCACGAGCACAAUUUGUUGGCUGUCAGUCAGAGCGUCUUGGCGCCGCUGAUAAGCGUGGACCCCGCCGACAAGCCGCCAGCAAAAAGGCUGAAUUUCGCUAGACUGAUAUUGUUGUACGUUAAAAGAUUCGAAUCGUCAGACCCGAAAGAGAGCCUUCAUUAUCUAUUUUUAUUGAGAUGUAUGAAGGAUCCGUACGAUCGUAAUAUGUUCGCCGCGUCUGCCGCGGAAAUGGUGGUGGACGCUUCCCCUGCGAAUCGCGUUUUGUUAGUCGGCAAGCUCGACAAAGACCGCAGACUUCCAGGGAUCUUAGAUCAGUUCCAGAUCAAUACGGACGACGUGAUAAAUAUAUGUGCCGAAACGUUGUACAGGAAAGGCCUGCUGGAAGACGCGGUCAUGAUGUACGAUCUAGCCAGGAAUCACGAGAAGGUUCUCAGCUUGAUGUGCACGCUUUUGACGCAAGUUGUUAGCCAAAGAGGACCGCCCGGCUCUCUGAGAGCGCGAUUACAAGUCACGGCGAUGGAUAUCAGUACAAGAUACAAGGACAUCGCAAUUCAAGCGCCUUCAGAAGUAGUGUCUUCAUUCUAUACCUUGAGGGACCUUAUGGUUUUCUUCGAUCAGUUCCACAACGAGCAAUAUCAGAGCGCGCUCAGAACAAUUGCGGAUUCGAAGAUGUUGCCUCUUCAACUAAAGGAAGUCGACGAGAGAGUGACCGCCUUACGUCGAGUAUCGCCCGAGGUGGCUGGCACAUUAGCCGACGUUCUUCUGGCCACUAUGACGAUACUGUAUCGUCAGUAUCAGAAGCUGCGAUCGGUCGAACCAGGUGAUAAGAUCGCGAGGGAGCAGCAGUUGCACGAUUUGCGGGAGCAAGCGCGAGCGUUGACGAGUUUCGCGGGAACGCUGCCGUAUCGUAUGCCAAACGAGACGAACAGCAAACUUGUACAAAUGGAGAUUCUCAUGCAUUAGAAUCAAAUGCGAAACUUAUAUUUUAGGUCUGAGAAUUUAAAAGAUAUAGUCUAUACAUUUGCUAGUUAACUUUAUUUAAAAGGUUUGUUUUUCUAUUGUAUAUCAUAGAUAAGUAUUAGCAAAAAUUUUUAAUUUAAAAGUGCAAGUGUGGCACGUAUACCAUGGAAGCAGUGAUUGACAGAAGCGGGCUUUCAAAGAUCCAACAGUUCGAUUCAGUUUCAAGUAUUGUAUUAUAUAGGAUGCAAGAAAGACUCAGUACGAUACUCGAAUUAUUUUUGUAUUUCUAUUUGUAAAUGUACGUGAUAUACCGAAUGUAGACUUUUGCAAAUACAUAAUCCAUUAAUUUAAUAAAUA